Eruca vesicaria subsp. sativa (arugula) is the source of this 736-nucleotide messenger RNA. Lineage: Eukaryota; Viridiplantae; Streptophyta; Magnoliopsida; Brassicales; Brassicaceae. The record is from the annotation of a GenBank genome assembly.
GACAAAUCCAAAAUGCUCACACAAAUGGCCUCAAAUGUCGGAAAUCGAAUCCGAUUCCUGAGUCUCACGAAGCUCUCACACGUAUCUGAUUCACUGUUGAGAACCACCCAUAAUCCUCGUAGCCUCUCCCUUCUUCCGUUUCAGCGUCGUUGCAUCUCUGUUGUUAAUCAUCGUCCUCUUCUUUGGCUUCGCUCAUCUCCUCCUAUGUCCUCCAUGUCAACUCAGGCUGAAUCUGGGGCUCCCCAUCAAUCCGAUUCUUCCAAAACGGUGAGGAUGGUGAUAAAGGGAAGAGUACAAGGAGUUUGUUACAGGAACUGGACCGUUGAGAAUGCAGAGCAGCUCGGGCUUAAGGGAUGGGUGAGGAACCGCAGGGACGGUUCAGUGGAAGCGCUCUUCUCUGGACCAACUCAAGCUGUGGAAGAGAUGCAGCAGAGGUGUCGCCGUGGCCCUCCUGCAGCCAUGGUUACUGGAUUGGAGGCUUUCCCUUCCACUGAAGAACCAGGAACAAGUUUUGAAUACAGAUCAACUGUUUGAGAGAGUGUGGGUUAUUCCUUGAAUGUUGCAAUGGUUAUGGAUAAUAAUAAUAAUAAUAUAAGUGUAACAAGGCUAAGGUGGUUUUGUUACGAGCAGACUAUAAAUGUCAUGGAAACAUAGAGCCAUAGAUUAUAAGCAAAAGAUGAUGUAAGAGAUAAAGUUCAAUAAAACCCGCAAGCUCCAAAGGAAGUGCAUCUUCAAA